Messenger RNA from Argiope bruennichi, 1621 nucleotides. Its product is annotated as prostatic acid phosphatase-like. The record is from RefSeq and is a predicted model, not a curated record. The coding region runs from base 142 to 1407 and encodes 421 amino acids. NCBI's taxonomy places the organism in Eukaryota, Metazoa, Arthropoda, Arachnida, Araneae, Araneidae. Gene Ontology annotation, biological process: dephosphorylation. The transcript has 11 exons. Gene Ontology annotation, molecular function: phosphatase activity.
UCAACAUUAAAUUUGUCUUCGAAAAACAGCUGUGCGAUAUCAGUGCUGUGGAUAAAAUAAUGCUUUACAUUUCCUUUACUUUGAGUUAAACGCUUUGCUGUAUCGAUCACAGAUGUGCAAAUAUCUAGAUUGAACUGAAUCAUGAAGCAACAUUUGCUGUUUUUUUUACUAUGGGGCCUUUUAAUUGGGCCAGCAUUUUCUGAAGAAAACAAGCUUCUUUUUGUGCAGAUUGUUUUUCGGCAUGGAGAUCGUGCUCCCAUUGAUCUUUAUCCUAAUGAUCCAAAUCCUCCUUCUGUGUGGCCCGAAGGUCUUGCAGCCUUAACUACACUUGGAAAGAAACAGCAAUAUGCUUUAGGUAAAUAUUUCCGCUCCAGGUACAGUAAUUUUACCACCUCCAGUCCAUUAGAGGUAAAGGUGAUUAGUUCAGAAGCUGAUCGUUGCUUGAAGAGUGCUUUAACGAAUUUGGCGUCAUUUUAUGCUCCUGAUUCUGAAUGGUCUUUUGAUAAAAGCUUACCUUGGCAACCAAUUUCUGUUCACUACCUUCCAAAAAAACAAGAUAAGUAUCUGGAAACAGAUAGUGAUUGCCCUCGUGCUGUUGAAGAACAGCAAAAAGUUAUUCAAUCUCAUGAAGGUCAAAGAAUCUUGAAAGAACAUGAGGAAAUGUUCAGGAAUUUGUCAGUUUACAGUGGUUAUCCCAUAGCUAACUGGACAAAAGCAUCGUAUCUCCAUGAUGUUUUAUCAAUUGAGAAAAAAUACAAUCUUACAGUACCUACUUGGGUUGAGCCAUAUUGGGAUGAGUUAACCAAUGUAUCAAAUCUGUCUUUUUUCUGGAGUUAUAAUUCUCCAUUGCUACAUCGACUCCGGGCUGGGCCACUUAUCCAGAGAAUUAUUGCUAAUAUGGAUGCGAAAAUAAAUGGCAUGAUUACAAAUCUGAAAUUUCAGAUUUAUUCAGCGCAUGAUACAACUAUAGCUGUAGUUUUGGAUGCAUUGAACCUUUUCAAUAUGAUUGCACCACCAUAUGCUUCAGCACUAUUGUUUGAAUUGUUUGAAAUGCCAGAUGGUGUGAAGACUGUGCGAAUGCUAUACCAGAAUUCUUCAAAACCCGAAGAAAAAAUUGAUCCACUACAAAUACUCAUUUUGGAAGGAUGCAGUGAAUUUUGUCCCUUGGAUUUUUUCAUCAAUUUCACUAGCCCUUUAAUUCCAGAAGAUUGGGAUCGUGAAUGUCAGUUAGACAAGACUUUUGUUGAGAAGAUCCAAGAGAGAAAAGUCACAAUUGGUUGGUUCCUCAUCCUUAUAGCAGUUGUAAUGGCAGUAAUGAGUAUUUUCUUAUUGUGGCGGAUGUAUUCUCGUAGACAGGACAAGAAGGGUAUUUCUGCUGUUAAAUACAGUAGUUUGGAUGGUCCAUAGGGCAAGACAUUACAUCUGUGUAAUCAAUGCAAUGUUACAUAAUCUGAAAAUGACCUCAUUAUUUUCCUAUUCCAUGUUGCUCUUUGGUAAGGUUACAACUGUGACAACUGCAUUUAACAAACCAUUGCAUUUUUUUUUAUAAUAUAAAUUUUUCUGUCUUAUGUAUUGAAAAAAGUUAUAUUAAAAUUUUGAAUAAAGUUUUAUUUAUACAUUU